Culicoides brevitarsis is the source of this 1081-nucleotide messenger RNA. It is a transcript of the gene MBD-like, whose product is annotated as methyl-CpG-binding domain protein 2. NCBI's taxonomy places the organism in Eukaryota, Metazoa, Arthropoda, Insecta, Diptera, Ceratopogonidae. The transcript has 3 exons. Bases 106 to 945 code for a protein of 279 amino acids. The record is from RefSeq and is a predicted model, not a curated record.
GCCAUUGCCAGAUUCCUCCAAAAAAACAACAAAUAAUCGAAAAUUUCGUUGAUUCCAGUAUAAAAUCGCCCAAUUUAAGACAUUUUUAGUGAAGACAAGUGCACGAUGAAUCUCGGCAAACGCAUGGAUGCAAGAUUAUUGCAACAAAUCCCGCCACAAACGGAAAUUCGUAAGACAGGACAGACCGCAGGGAGUGCUGAUAUUUAUUAUUACAGUAGUCGCGGCAGUAAUAACAGUAAUAAUAGCAAAUAUGACACCGCAAAGAUCUCCAUGAGUCGAAUAGGAGACGGCACCGUGGAUUUAACAGGAUACGAUUACAGCUUGAGCAGCGCCAACAAAUUAAUUCAGAACAUAAAUCCGAAUAUUUCGCUGCAUUCGACGACUUUGACGUCAGUGAAGCGAAAAGAACCGCCUGUCGCUUAUUCUGGGAGCCCUAAGCAACAAGCAACGAUCGAUUAUAGUCGUCCUCCGAAGCCAGAUGCGUCGCUGGUGCCGCCCAUUCGUCAAACAGCGUCAAUUUUCAAGCAGCCCGUCACACUUUACAAAACCAACACGGAAAGUAUCGUCAAGGGUGACUUGAAACCCACAACGAAUGACAAACCGAAGCAACUUUUUUGGGAAAAACGACUUGAAAAAUUAUCAGCAUGCGCAUCCGACGGCGAAGAAUUCAAACAAAUCGACUUGGAAGGAUGUCUCAAGCCCGUUGGACCAUUUAUUAGUGAGAUGACAGUAUUACAAUCCGUGGCGACGGCGCUUCAUUUGAAUAACGGACCAAUUACGGGACAAACGGCGUCGAAAGCGUCCCUUUUAUCGAAUGCGGGAGCAUUUACGAAUCCGGAUCAGCCGUUGAUGCAUGCCGUGAACAUUACCGACGACGAUAUUCGACGACAAGAGGAGAAAGUGAACAAUGCACGAAAAUUGCUGCAAGAAGCACUGAAAGCAUAAAAUCUCGUGACAAGACAGUUUUCAAAAAAAGUAAUUUUAAUGCACUUUUCAACUCUUAAGCUAUCAUUAAUGUAAUUUAAUUUUUUUAAGUGUUUUAAGGAAAUAAAAUACGUAAGACUAGAUUUUGGUAAAAAUU